Paramisgurnus dabryanus is the source of this 4060-nucleotide messenger RNA. RefSeq names its product abhydrolase domain containing 6, acylglycerol lipase b (gene abhd6b). Gene Ontology annotation, molecular function: monoacylglycerol lipase activity. Lineage: Eukaryota; Metazoa; Chordata; Actinopteri; Cypriniformes; Cobitidae. Gene Ontology annotation, biological process: acylglycerol catabolic process. The record is from RefSeq and is a predicted model, not a curated record. Gene Ontology annotation, cellular component: AMPA glutamate receptor complex; membrane.
UGCAUAUAUUUAAUGUAAUAUCAUGUUGCGGUAAUGAUAAUUUUUUAUAAUGAUAAUCUAAAAAACUUAAUUCUAUAGAAAAUAUUUUUUAAAUCCUCUGAAAAUAAUGGUUAUAGUAAGUUAAGACCUUAAUCUUAUAUGUGGAAAAAAUGGCUUCAAGGGCUUUUUAAGCUGAUGGCCAUAUACUUCUCUAAUGAUUCAUACUGCAUGCAAGUUGUUUUUAGUGCAUUUAACUCUUUAUUAUUUAUAAAACACUUGUCACAUUUGAUUUCUUUCUACUACUUGUUUUUCAGUCAUUUGGGGUUUCGUGUCCUGCCAGCAGCUUUGUUUGGGAAGAUUAGCAUGUAAUAAAUGCAACUGAGGUUUCUAGUAUGCAAUUACAUUAGGAAGUUUGUCCAAAACUCCUCUGGUGUUAACAACCAGCUGCAACAUCACUAGAGAGUACUCAGAGCCGGUUACCAUAGUGAAGUUUGAUGAUUAUCUAUUUGGAGGUCACUGGGUAUUGCAAUAGUCAUCUGAAGUUGCUUGCACAAACAAUUAAAUGUUUUAAAAGCAAAAUAAAAAUUAAUAAAGUUUACUUAAGGUCAAUUUCAAUCCUUUUAUUAAACUUCUUGUGUCUUUAGGCAUUUUGUACCUUGAAUGUCUUUUUAACAUCUUCAUUAUUUCUCAUCAGGUUGCAGGCAGAAAUUUAAUAUCUUGUGGUGGCAUCAAUCAUGAAGGGUUUAUCCUGUGAUAUAUUCAUGCAGGCACUUUUACUUUUCUCAUCGAUUUCAUUCAUUUUAAUGAUCACAUUAUCAUUAUUUUAAUGGUAUUCGUAUGUGAGGUGACCAUGCAAUUUGCAAAGACAACACGACCUGAGAUGAUUGAUAAUACAGACAGUACCAUCAAUCUCAAGUUUUAUCCUGUAGAGAAGAGUCGUCUUUAAUUACUUAUCAAAUAAAAUCUCCCAGGGCCUGUAAAGAUGCAGCAUGGACUCUGUCUGUCUCAGUUCAGGGUCCUGGAAAAUUGAGCAUCACUCUCAGGAUCAGCUGGAUGGUUCUUGCAUUGUUACCUUAACCUACACUGCUCUGAGCCUGAUCAUGAUCAAAACAAUAACAGCAAUGAGGAGCUGUCUCAGCCAGACAUGGAGAUAAACACAUGUGACAGCACUGCUGAGACAGUUUUACUGUCUGAUGCUAGUAGAGUCAUCAGUCAUGGCCCAGGUCUGACUCUGAGCAACGGCAUUACAGGACAGAAAAACAUGUAGACUUCAGCAAAGCUGUUGAGUGUAGCUUGAAAUUAGGUCCACAACUAGGGGUGGCACCUAGACCCAAACCUCAAGACCCAUAAAAUUGAAAUGCACUAACAUAAAACUAAUAAGUAUUAUGAUUUAUACAAUCCUUUUAGUUAUGCAAGGAUUGUACUACAAAAUUUGCACCGAUAAAAAUGUCCAAUGCCGAUACCGAUAUUCAUUUUUUAUGACAGAUACAGAUAGUUUUGCUAUUCAGAAAGUAUCUGGAUAAAUGUUUGUGUAAUAUUAAAUGAACCGUAUUAAAAAUAUCUAAAUCAUGUGCCAUCUUAUUAAUUAUGUAUUUUAUUAAGAGUAAUUUGACUGGUUUUCCAUCUUAACUCAUUGAUUUAUAAAAGUCACGUGAUCACAGCACACACACUGCUUUCUCUGGAUGCCAUCUCAGUGUUUACUGGGAUAAGCAGACAACUGCUGGGCUUUUAGAUAUGCAAGGACAAACAUUACACUAACCUGCUACAACACAUGCAAUGGGAUGUUUUUUAUCUGUGUCGUGAAGCUGCUGCCAUUCAUUUAAUGAUGCCCAUAUAGGAUAAAACUUAUGAAGUAAGUACUUCUUAACUAUUCCAUAUGUAAAUAUGUUAAAAACUAUGCUUUUGUGACGCCAUGAAAAAACAAAUAGAUGAAAAUGUGUAUAUUUUAAGGUCAUGGUUAGAUAUCUAGGUUACAUGUAUUGAUUGGAUACAAACACAUAUUGCCAAACCCUCCCCUGCUUUAAAUCUGACUAAUGCAACCAAUGUAUAUGAGUUUUAAAAUAAAUCUCUUAAAGUAAUACAUGGCAUUUUCUGUUCAGAAUUCAGAUUGUAUUAUAUUUGUUUUGUUAUUUAGCAGGUUUUUCACUAUCAAAAAACGUCAUCAUGGAUAUGGAUAUGGUGAAUAUGUUUGCCAUCGCUGCAGGGACUCUUGCCAUCCCUCUGCUUUUGUUCAUGGCCUCAUUUAUGCUGUGGCCAUCAUCACUAAUCAAAUUCUAUUAUUGGUACUGGAGGAGAACAUUAGGUUUGCAGAUACGUUAUGCUGACUGUGGAGGUUAUCGCUUCUGUUACUCAUGCAGAGGAAAACCAGGCCUCAGGCCCUCUAUAUUGAUGCUACAUGACUUUUCUGCUCACAAAGAUACGUGGCUCCAGAUGGUGAAGUAUCUUCCUAAACAUCUGCACCUGCUGUGCUUAGACAUGCCAGGCCAUGAGGGCACAACACGUACUUGCACAGAUGACUAUUCAAUUCAGGGCCAAGUCAAGAGAAUACGGCAGUUUGUAGAGGCCAUUCGACUAAACAGAAAACCAUUCCACCUGGUGGGCAUUUCAAUGGGUGGGACGGUAGCAGGAGUAUAUGCAGCCAGCUAUCCAUCAGAUCUCUGCAGUAUGACCCUCAUCUGCCCAGCCGGCCUGAAGAACCAAAACAAAAGCAAGUUUGACAGUCAAAUGCUUGAUGUGGAGCACAGCCAGAACAUGCUGAACAUUCCUCUUAUUCCAUCCAACCCAGAAGACAUGGACGAGAUGCUGAAACUCUGCUCUCAUGUGCGAUUCAGAGUGCCUCAACAGAUUCUUCAAGGCCUGGUGGAUGUAAGGACACCACACAAUGACUUUUAUUAUGAGGUUUUCAUGGCAAUUAUGGGUGAAAAUUCAAGAUUUGCCUUGCAUGAGCACAUACAGCAAAUAACUGCCCCUUUGCAAAUCAUCUGGGGCAAACAGGACCAGAUUGUGGAUGUGUCCGGGGCAGCAGUGCUCAAAGAAGCUAUCCCAGCCUCCCGUGUUGAUCUGUUGGAUAACUGUGGCCAUUCUGUGGUGAUGGAGCGACCACGCCAAACAGCCAAACUCAUUUUUGAUUUUAUUAUCUCCCAGCAGAGCCCAGCGAGUGCCAGCACAAAAAAGAAAUCCUGAGAUGUCUGCCAUCAGCUGUAUAUUUUAUUAUAGUUAAAGCUGAGGUGUGUAAUUUCUGUGCCACUAGAGCAGGGAUGGGCAACUUCGGUCCUGGAGGGUCGGUGUCCUGCAGAGUUUAGCUCCAACUUAGCUCCCAAAAAGUUUCUAGUAUAACUAGUAAGACCUUAAUUUGCUGCUUCAGGUGUGUUUAAUUAUGGUGGGAGCUAAACUCUGCAGGACACCGGCCCUCCAAGGACGAAGUUGCACAUCCCUGCCCUAGAGCAUUCAGAACUCCUAAAGUUGUGGUAGUUGACACCGUAGAUCAGUGGCAUCUGGUGACUUCUCUUCCGAAGAGUGCGAAUUCAAAAUAUGUGUUUGUUGCAUCAUGUGAACUCUGUGCAUCAUGCAUCUUGUCAAAAUACGUGUCUGCUGCACACGUGUUUAAAGGGUUUAUGAUAAAUUACAUAUUGUGAUGAGCUUUACAUCAUGCACCAUCGAAAAAGAAGUCACUGGCCGCCACUGUCGUAGAUCAGUAUUGUGAUUUUUAUGAUAUGCUGAACUACAGUAUUGUUCAAACAUUUAGGGUGAUUGAAAUGGUUCUCACAAACUUAGUAAUCUUUUUAUCGAAAGGUGUAUAAAUAUUAGAAAUAACUUUUGUUGACUGAAUUAUAAGUGACAAAAUUUUUUACUCAUUUCUUUCAUUAGAAAGCUAAUAUUGUAUUUAAACAAUAUUUUUUUUAAAUGGACGACUUGAACCAAAUAAUGUACAAAAAGCUGCCAAUAAAAGCCUGUUAUAGAUGGAAAUGUCUUUUAUACUGUUUUAAAAGCAUUUCACAGCAAGACCUCAAGAACCUGCUUGAUAAAAUCCCGAAGUAAAACUUUACAAACUCUAUAGUCACAGGGUGACUAGACUAAAGAU